This is a messenger RNA of Megalops cyprinoides (Indo-Pacific tarpon), 765 nucleotides long. Its product is annotated as trypsin I-P1. Bases 1 to 765 code for a protein of 254 amino acids. Gene Ontology annotation, biological process: proteolysis. The transcript is spliced from 5 exons. Gene Ontology annotation, molecular function: serine-type endopeptidase activity. The record is from RefSeq and is a predicted model, not a curated record. Lineage: Eukaryota; Metazoa; Chordata; Actinopteri; Elopiformes; Megalopidae.
AUGUGCCAGGUCUCCCAGAGUGCAGUGCUGCUUCUUGUGGCUCUCACAAUCAGAGGCACAUUUGAGCAAAGGAUCAUUGGGGGUCAGGAGGUAGUGCCCUACUCCAUCAAGUACCAGGCCUCCAUUCAGUACAAGAAGAUGCACUACUGUGGGGCUACUCUAAUUCGGCCUCAGUGGGUAGUGUCUGCUGCCCACUGCUGGAGACCGAGCUCUCUGAUCCAGGUGGUUUUGGGUGAGCACAAUCUUAUGGAAGAGGAGGGAUUUGAGCAGGAAUUCAACGUCUCCAAAAUCUUUGUUUAUUAUAACUACAACUACAGGACAUUCAAUAAUGAUAUAAUGCUAGUGAAGCUGGAUCGGCCUGCCCAACUCAACGCCUAUGUCCAGCCUGCCCCCCUGCCGGACCUGAGCACCCCCCCGCUUCCCAGAGACGCCACCUGCACAGUGAGUGGCUGGGGGGUCACCCGAAUCUACAGCUACUACCUGUCCAAGGUGCUGCGGGCUGUAGACGUCAACAUCAUCCCAAACUGCUAUCGCUACUACUACUGGAGGAUCACUGACAAUAUGCUCUGUGCUGGCUCCAGAUUUGGAGGCAAGGACUCCUGCCAGGGAGACUCGGGUGGGCCACUCAUCUGUGACGGCAACUUUGAAGGCAUCGUCUCCUGGGGGAUCAGCUGUGCCAAUCCCUACUAUCCCGGAGUCUACACCAAAGUGAGAAACUUCGCAAGGUGGAUCAACUGGAUCAUCAACAAUGACAGUGGCAACUGA